Melanotaenia boesemani (Boeseman's rainbowfish) is the source of this 3039-nucleotide messenger RNA. It is a transcript of the gene dmgdh, whose product is annotated as dimethylglycine dehydrogenase. Gene Ontology annotation, cellular component: mitochondrion. Gene Ontology annotation, molecular function: oxidoreductase activity; protein binding. The record is from RefSeq and is a predicted model, not a curated record. The coding region runs from base 120 to 2732 and encodes 870 amino acids. The transcript has 16 exons. Lineage: Eukaryota; Metazoa; Chordata; Actinopteri; Atheriniformes; Melanotaeniidae.
AGUGGGAUAUUUGGAAAUACUCACGACAGUGCAGGGGUCCAAACGGAGGGGGGCUGGUUAUGUUUUGAGUUGCAUUUGUUGUUGUUGUGCUUUGUUAGUCUAAUUACAUUACCAGAGUUAUGUCUUGGAUAUUAAACCUCAUCAGUUUUCAGCUGCGGAAAGAUUUAGCGGCGUAUCGAGGGGUUGCUCGGCUUCCUUUGAGGACCAUCUGCUGCACUUCAAGAAAACAAGCACAAGAAGGUGAUGCUCCCACAGUUUUGGGAAAGCGAUGGAAAGACACUGCAGACACUGUCAUCAUCGGUGGGGGUUGUGUGGGGGUCAGCCUGGCCUAUCACCUGGCCAAAAGUGGGAUGAAGGAUGUGGUGCUGCUGGAGAAGACUGAGCUGACUGCAGGAUCCACUUGGCAUGCUGCUGGUUUGACGACAUAUUACCAUCCAGGCAUUAACCUGAAGAAAGUCCACUUUGACAGUAUUAAACUGUAUGAGACUCUGGAGGCUGAAACCGGACAGGCUGUGGGUUUUCACCAGCCCGGCAGCGUCCGAAUUGCUUCAACAGCGGCUCGUGUAGAUGAGAUGAAGUACCAGAUGACCCGCACACACUGGCAUGUAACGCAACAAUGCCUCAUCGAACCAGAAAAAGUCCACGAACUUUUCCCUCUGCUUAACAUGGACAAGGUGUUAGCAGGUCUUUACACCCCUGGAGAUGGCCACAUUGACCCAUACUCUCUAACAAUGGCUCUGGCUGCUGGAGCUCGUAUGUAUGGGGCCCAGAUCUACAAUCCAGCCCCGGUCACCGCCCUCGACCCAAGACCUGAUGGCAAGUGGGACGUCCAGACGCCUCAUGGAACAAUCCGGGCUAAUCGCAUCGUCAACACAGCAGGUUUCUGGGCCCGGGAAGUUGGCAACCUGAUAGGCUUUGAACACCCCACCAUCCCUGUGCAUCACCAGUAUGUGGUGACUGCGACAGUACCAGAAGUGAAGGCCUUAAAGAAGGAGCUGGCCGUCAUCAGGGACCUCGAGGGUUCUUACUAUCUGCGUCAGGAGAGAGAUGGCCUGCUUUUUGGCCCAUAUGAGAAGAUGGAGAAGAUGGUACUCCAGGACUCCUGGGUUAGGGAUGGAGUACCUCCAGGUUUUGGAAAGGAGUUGUUUGAGUCGGACCUUGACAGGAUCAUGGAACAUAUUGAGAUGGCUAUGGAGAUGGUCCCUGUGUUAAAAAAAGCUGACAUCAUUAACGUUGUGUCUGGACCAAUCACAUACACUCCUGACCUGCUGCCUAUGGUUGGACCACACCAGGGAGUUCGCAACUACUGGACUGCUAUUGGCUUUGGGUAUGGAGUUAUCCAUGCUGGCGGCAUCGGUAAGUUCCUGAGUGACUGGAUUAGGACUGGUGAGCCUCCCUACGAUCUGAUUGAAUGUGACCCUAACCGCUAUGGCAAGUGGGCAAAUGUCCCCUUCAUGUGUGCCAAAGCAAGAGAAUCUUAUGGCUUCAAUAACGUUGUUGGUUACCCCAAGGAGGAGCGUUUUGCUGGCCGGCCAACUUCCAGGACAAGUGGUGUUUAUGAGCUGCUGAAGGAUAAAGGAUCCAUGGGCUUUCAUGCUGGCUGGGAACAACCUCACUGGUUCUACAAACCUGGAGAUGAUGCUGGAUAUAAGCCCAGUUUCCGACGAACCAACUGGUUUGGGCCUGUUGGCAGAGAGUGCAGGCUGGUGAUGGAGAAGGUGGGAGUGAUCGACCUCACACCUUUUGGCAAGUUCGUAGUGAAGGGAAAGGACUCGCUCAAGCUGCUGGAUCGCCUUUUUGCUAACACCGUGCCAAAGGUGGGUCACACUAAUAUCAGUCACAUGUUGACACCUGCUGGGAAAGUCUAUGCUGAGGUCACCAUCACCCAGCUAGCACCAGGAGAGUUCUUGCUUAUCACGGGCUCUGGAUCAGAGCUCCACGACCUCAGGUGGAUAGAAACAGAAGCUGCAGAGGGCAGGUAUGAUGUGGACAUCUCGAACGUAACAGAUGAGAUAGGUGUGCUUGGCAUCGCAGGACCAAAUUCCAGAAAGGUUCUGCAGAAGCUGACAGAUGAAGAUAUGAGUGACACUGGGUUCAAGUUUCUCCAAUGCAAGUCCAUCAAGCUGGCUGGCAUUCCUCUUCGGGCCAUUAGGAUCUCCUACACGGGUGAGCUGGGCUGGGAGCUGUACAUCGACCAGAAGAACAUGGCAGCUGUGUACCAGGCCCUGAUGGAAGCAGGAAAAAAUGAGGGCAUUGACAAUUUCGGCAGCUACACCAUGGCCUCGCUCAGACUUGAGAAAGGUUUCAGAGGCUGGGGAGCUGAGAUGAACUGCGACACCAAUCCUCUGGAAGCUGGACUGGAUUAUUUCAUUAAACUGAACAAGCCUGCUGACUUUAUUGGAAAAGCAGCCCUGCAGGAGAUCAAAGCCAAGGGCCUGAAGAGGAAACUGUCCUACCUCUCUGUGGACACUGAUGAUAUAGACCCCGAAGGCAAUGAGACAGUCUGGCUCAAUGACAAGGUGGUUGGUAACACAACAUCUGGAGCCUACAGCUACAGCAGCCAGCAGAGCUUGGCGUUUGGCUACCUGCCUUUGGAGCUGUGCUCUGUAGGCCAGAAGGUAGAGGUGGAGCUUUUGGGCAAGAAGUACCCCGCCACGGUCAUCCAGGAGCCCUUAGUUCUCACUGAGCCCACAAGGACCAGGCUGCAGAAGAAAGCAAAGGCCAAAGCAUAAACACAGACCAUCUGCAACUGGUUUCUUACCAACUAAUUAAUCCAGCUGUGAAUUGUAAGCAAGUGUCUGGACCAAACCAAACUAAAAGAAAAUGUGGUUAAUGUACAGAUCAGGGGCCAGUUUAGGUUUUUUAAAUAAAUAAUACUAAUGAUAAUAACCCAGCCAAUAUGUGAUGUUCUUACCUCAGUGCCUUACAAUGUUGGAUGACUGAUUUACAUUACUGACUUGUUGUAAUUCAUUGAAUGAAUGUUAAAUGUCAACUAAAGGUGUCAUUUAACCAGUUUAAUUAAAUGAUUGUUCAUCAUGA